Cebus imitator (Panamanian white-faced capuchin) is the source of this 867-nucleotide messenger RNA. RefSeq names its product kinesin-like protein KIF25. The annotation marks the transcript as partial. Gene Ontology annotation, biological process: microtubule-based movement. Lineage: Eukaryota; Metazoa; Chordata; Mammalia; Primates; Cebidae. The transcript has 5 exons. Gene Ontology annotation, molecular function: microtubule motor activity; ATP hydrolysis activity; ATP binding. Gene Ontology annotation, cellular component: kinesin complex; microtubule. The record is from RefSeq and is a predicted model, not a curated record.
CAUGAGACUUUCUGUAAGUUUCUCUGCGUGUUUCCCUCCAGGCUUAUUUUGGAAAAUCCCUCAAUAAUCCCAAAGGUUGGAGUCUCCAUCGUGGAAGUUUACAAUAAAGAUGAUUUUUACCCUCUGGCCAAAGACAGCAUUGCAGCUGUGUCAGGGGUCAAGUGUGAGGUGAUGACAGCCAAGGAUGGCCGGAUAGAGGUUGUGCUGCUGGCCUCUGAGGUGUUUGGCAGCACCUCGAGACUGAUGGAGCUCGCUUGUGGAGGUCUGCCGCUCAGGGCAAAGCACCCCACCCUGGUGCACGUGGAUUCUUCCUGGUCUCACCUGAUAAUUAUGAUGACUCUCACCACAGUCACCUGCUCUGACAGCACUGGUAACCUGCAGUGCCACCCUCCGCAGGGAAAAACAGAGGCAGGACGGGAAGGAAGGAGCUGCAGCGCUUCUCUCCGAACUGCACAGCUGGUUCCUGCAGACCCUGCAGAGUGCGUGGAGCAGGUGCAGGCCCGGCUGCAGCUUGUGGACUUGGCCGGCAGCAAGUGCAUCAGAGUGUCCGGAGCCACCGGGGCGGCCCUGAGGGAGACAGUUUGCAUCAACCGCAGUCUUGCGGCCCUGGCAAAUGUCCUGGGAACCUUGUUGGAGUGCCAUGGCCACGUCCCAUACCAGAACAGCAGACCCACCCACCUCCUUCAGGACUGCCUCCGAGGCGAUGCGAAGCUGCUGGUGGUUCUGUGCGUGUCUCCCAGCCAGAGGCACCUGGCGGAGGGGCUGUGGGCGCUGUGCUGUGGAACCCAUGCUCGGCAAGUCCAGCGAGGCCCAACCAGAAAGAGGCAGCCCAGCUCCCUGGUGGAGGGGAAGAUGUGGCCGGAUUGA